GCGUCCAAGCUCGAAGCGCCAAGGCCUCGCUUCCGCACAUUCUGACUUGUCUUCCACUUCAAAAGCCUGGGGCAAGGGACAGAACGAGGCUGUCGCACAAUGCCUCAGCUUCAGCUGCCUGUGGCAGUCGCUCUCGGCGUUCUUGCCCUGCUCAGCGCAGCACUCUUCACUCUCUCAAAACCGGUCGAAGGCAAGGUCCAGCUCUCAGAAAUUGUACGCGAUGCCACGUCGCAUGAUCCGUUCGACGUGACUAAAGCGGAGGAUAUCAUCGACGGCGAGCCUGUAGACGAGAAAAAGUUUUGGUCGAGGAUGAGACUCUGGAAAGUCUUCCUCACUCUCGUGCUUGCUGCCAUUCUUGUGCUCGAAACUGUCGCUCUUGCAUGGUCUGUCGUGGAGGCAGAUCGCACCGCUGUCGCAGUGUACUCGAUUCGUGCUGCGUUUGCCCUUUACGUGGUCAUCGUCGCAGGCUACUCAGUCAAGCUCGAAUACUCCCCGCACUGGCACUGCGUCCUGCACUUAUCUGUGUUGACCUUCUUCGCUGUAUCGCUGCUUGGCACGCUUGCAAUCCUGCCUUCCACGCCAAUGCCAGUCUCGGCCAGUCGAGUCUUGCCCUCGCCAGUUGUACCAAAUGCAGUCUGGUACACAGAAGUUGUCCUCUACAUUCUCGCCUGCGCGAUAGCCUCCACGAUCCCCCGCGGCCCGCCACUGCACUUCCCCUCCGAGCGCAUCUACUCCGACAAGACCCUCAUGGCGGUCACGUCCAAGUACCCAGACAACGUCUGCGGGAGCGUGAACGCGUCCGUCUGGGACACGCUCCUUUUCUCGUACACGACCAAGGUCGUCCUGCUCGGCUACACGUCCGAGUCCCUCGAGAUCGGCGACCUGCCGAUCCUGCCCGCGGACAUGCGCGCGACGCACAUCUUCGCGACGAUGCGCGCUGCGAUGAAGAAGUGGAAGCUCCAGAUUGGGACCUGGAGCCCGCGCCCGGGCAGCGGCUGGCAGCUCGUGUACCGACUCGUGCGCAGCAACCUCGCGGCGCUCACCGCGCUCUUUGUCCUCGCGGCCGUCUCGGCCGUGCUGUUCUACGCGCCAGCCUUCUUCCUCCAGCUCGUCGUCGCGUAUCUCGAGGCGGACCCGGAGCGGAAGGACCGCGGCUGGGGCUGGGUCUUCUGCGCGGGCCUGUUUUUCAGCAAUGCCGUUUGUCAACUCAUCACCGGUCAGCUCUGGUCGCUCUCGACUACAACCCUGCAGGUCCGGUUGCGCGUGCAACUUAACUCGAUCCUGUUCGCCAAGACACUCGUGCGCAAGGACGUCGCGUCUGCGUCGGGAUCAGCACCAGGCGCGGACAGCGCUGCGAAUGGUGAAGCGCCCGCGGAGGCGCCCGCCGCCGACGGGGACAAGAAGAAGGAGGAUGAGGGCGAGUUCGCAAGCAAGGCGCAGAUAAUGACGCUCAUGACGACGGACGUGGACCGCGUGAGCGAGUUCGCGUGGCAUAUCUUCACGCUCGUCGACUCGCCGAUCGAGGUCGUCAUCGGCACGCUCUUCCUGUACCACCUCCUCGGCGUGUCGUGCUUUUUUGGCCUCGCCGUGACGUGCCUGUUCCUGCCUCUGAACCACUUCGCGGGCAAGGUCGUCGUCGGCGCGCAGGACAACCUGAUGAAGGCGAGGGACGAGCGCGUGGCGCUAAUGAAUGAGAUUCUCGGUGGUAUCCGCAUGCUCAAGUUCAUGGCUUGGGAACGCAGUUUCGAACAGCGGGUGCUGAAGAUUCGUGACCGUGAGCUUAAGUAUCAAAAGCUCAACUAUACCAUUGAGACGCUUUGGAACGCUAUCUGGAAUGGCUCGCCGAUUUUGGUGACCCUGGUUGCGUUCUGGCACUUCGCGGUAUAUCGCGGCCAAGUCCUUACACCAUCGAUUGCCUUCACAUCCAUCAGCGUGUUCAACGAGAUGAAGUUCGCUCUGAACGCUCUUCCAGAGACCUUGAUUAACAUGCUCCAGUCACUUGUCUCCGCGCGCCGCAUCGAAAAAUACCUCGGGGGAGCGGAAGUCACAGUCGUCGGACCUCUCGACAUCCAAGAUCAGCGUAUCGCACUACAGUCCGCGACCAUCACUUGGCCGCAGGACCGUACGCGUGGCGGGAGCUCCGUGCCGUCCACCGCCGCGUCGACUCCUCGCCAGAAGUUUGUGCUCGUGGACUUGUCGCUCGAGUUCCCGCAGGGCGAACUCUCGCUCAUCUGUGGGAAGCUCGGGAGCGGGAAGACUCUGCUUUUGCUUGCAUUGCUUGGUGAGGCGGAUCUGCUCACGGGUCAGCUCCUCUGUCCGCGCUCGCCGCCCGAUACUCUUGCCUCGUUCGCCGGAAAACUUGUCCCUGAUGAGGAGUGGGUCGUCUCUGGUGUCUGCGCGUAUGUCCCCCAGGCAAGUUUGUCUCUUUCUGCCUGGCUUCGUAACGCCUCUAUCCGCGACAACAUUCUGUUCGAUCUUCCCUACGUCGAAGAACGCUACCAGAAGACGCUCGAAGUCUGCGCUCUGCUCAGUGACUUGCAGAUUCUUGAGGACGGUGACAUGUCUGAGAUUGGCGAGCGUGGUGUCAACUUAUCGGGUGGUCAAAAAGCUCGAGUAUCUUUGGCUCGUGCCGUCUACUCUAGGGCAUCGAUCCUGCUACUUGAUGAUGUCCUUUCUGCCGUUGACGCGCACACCGCACACCACCUGUAUCACGAAUGUCUCAAGGGCGACCUCAUGCGCGGCCGCACGAUCAUCCUCGUCUCACACCACGUCCAGCUAUGCGCCCCAGGCGCCUCCUACGUCGUUGCGCUCGACAACGGCCGCCUCCAAUUCGCGGGCGACCAAACCACGUUCCAGGCAUCGGGCGUUCUGACGACGCUCAGCCAGUCCGGGGCGACAGACGCUGCUGACACGAAGGAGGAGACCGCCGUGCCCGAGAUCGAGGAGAUCGUGGACGAGAAGGCGCCGGUGCCAGCAAGCGCGGAGGACACAUCCGAGACGAGCUCGACUGCGGCGGCCACCGCGGUUGACGGGGACGCCCCGCCGCUGGCGAGGAAGGCGCCGAGGAAGCUCGUCGAGGAGGAGAAGCGUGCUGUCGGACGGAUCGGCAAGGAUAUCUGGGCGACGUACCUCGGGGCAUGCGGCGGGCCUGGUUAUUGGGUCUUGUUCAGUCUGGCGCUUGCGGUGGCUGCGGCGAGUCCUGUGUUGGAGAAUGGGUGGCUCAAGAUUUGGUCUGGAUCUGCUCUCGAGACUGAAAACCAAAAGAGUGCCUCGUACUAUAUCACCGUGUAUGCCAUCAUCACCGGCCUCGGUUUGGUCGUCACUACCCUGAGGUGGUUCGUUCUCUAUCGUGGAGGAAUUCAUGCUUCGAGAGUCUUGUACAAACGCUUAUUGGAGGGUGUGCUUUUCGCUAACAUUCGCUUCCACGACACGGUUUCUCGAGGACGGCUUCUCAACCGAUUUGGGAAAGAUUUCGAGGGUGUCGAUAGCAAUUUGCCGGACAACUUUGGACGCAGCGUUAUGUAUGCACUGUCUGCGGCUACGACCUAUGUGACCAUUACGAUCAUCGGUGGCUUGCCGUUCCUGGUCAUAGCUGUGCUGAUUGCGUUCUUGUACUACAACGUUGGCAAGGUUUACGGUCAGACGUCCAGAGAUAUGCGCCGCCUGGAUUCUGUGACACGGUCGCCUCUUUAUUCCAUCUAUGGCGAGACGAUUGCAGGUGUUACCGUCAUCCGGGCGUUCGGCGCUUCAUCGAAGUUCCUGCGGGACAUGUUGUGCUGCGUCGAUACUAACACGAACCCUUACUACUGGAUGUGGGGAGCCAAUCGCUGGUUGUCUGCUCGGUUCAACUUGCUUUCUGCUGCCGUGGUCGGUGCUACUGCUUUCAUGACCGUCCUGACGCCAGGCAUUUCGGCGUCAACAGCUGGCUUCGCACUAGCCUUCGCAUCGACUGUCACGAUGGAUCUCUUGUUUAUGGUCCGACGCUUUGUUGGUCUGGAGCAGUCAAUGGUUGCUGUUGAGCGUAUCAAGGAAUACACAGAGAUCAGGCGUGAACCCUCAGAAUUCAUCGAGCCCCGUCCUUCCGCCAGCUGGCCAGAGAAGGGCGAGAUCAAGGUCGAAGGCCUCGUGAUCAAAUAUGCUCCCGAACUGCCGAAUGUUCUGCACAAUCUCAACUUUGAAGUCAAGCCUGGCGAGAAGAUUGGCGUUCUUGGCAGAACGGGCUCCGGCAAGAGUACUCUCGCCCUAUCCUUCUUCCGAUUCGUCGAGCCAGCUGGCGGUCGCAUCGUUAUCGAUGGUGUCGAUGUCGCUGAUGUUGGCUUGACAGAUCUCAGGAGUCGGUUGACAAUCAUCCCUCAGGAUCCUACCAUCCUGAGUGGUACACUCCGUUCUACGCUAGAUGUCUUCAACGAAUACCAAGAUGCUGAGAUCUAUGAAGCACUCCGCAGAGUUCACCUCAUUCCUUCAGAUGGUUCAACAGAAGACCCAGAGACGAUUAACGCGAACGUGUUCCGCAAUCUGGACUCUUCCGUCUCGGAAGGCGGGGAGAACUUCUCCACUGGUGAGAAGCAGUUGCUUUGUAUGGCUCGUGCCAUUCUCAAGCGAACGAAGGUACUGUUGAUGGACGAGGCGACUGCCAGUGUGGACUACGCUACAGAUGAGCUCAUCGGCAAGACAAUACGACACGGGUUCGCUGAAAGCACUAUCCUUACUAUCGCGCAUCGACUGCGCACGAUCAUUGACUACGACAGGGUCAUGCUUCUCGAUCAGGGGCGCAUCGCUGAGUUCGACAAGCCGGCAAAGCUUCUCUCCGACCCUUCGUCAAAAUUCCAUGCCCUGUGCAAGGCUACAGGCAAGAAUGAGUUUGCGAUGCUGAAAAAGAUGGCUGGUGUCCCAUGAGACGUAGCCUGUAGACGACGAUAUCUGUAACUAUACUUUGGAACAGACCUGACUAGAGUUCAUAUU
Phanerochaete carnosa HHB-10118-sp is the source of this 4962-nucleotide messenger RNA. RefSeq lists its product as uncharacterized. Gene Ontology annotation, cellular component: fungal-type vacuole; fungal-type vacuole membrane. Gene Ontology annotation, molecular function: ATP hydrolysis activity; ATP binding; ABC-type peptide transporter activity. Gene Ontology annotation, biological process: transmembrane transport. The coding region runs from base 100 to 4896 and encodes 1598 amino acids. Lineage: Eukaryota; Fungi; Basidiomycota; Agaricomycetes; Polyporales; Phanerochaetaceae. The record is from RefSeq and is a predicted model, not a curated record. The transcript is spliced from 33 exons.